This is a messenger RNA of Rhineura floridana, 1373 nucleotides long. RefSeq names its product RIB43A domain with coiled-coils 2 (gene RIBC2). Bases 16 to 1155 code for a protein of 379 amino acids. Lineage: Eukaryota; Metazoa; Chordata; Lepidosauria; Squamata; Rhineuridae. The record is from RefSeq and is a predicted model, not a curated record. The transcript has 8 exons.
UGUGUUCAUAAGAGUAUGGUCCUAGCUUGUUCCCAUCUCUAUGAUCACGCCGAGGCGGCUGCUCUCCAGCGGAGGCGUUUUAGGGAACUGCAAAGGCAAAGCCGGUUGUUUGAUACCAGAGUUAGGACCAUUGGGGUUGACAGGGAAGCUUUGGACACCCAAAUCAAAGAUAGAAAAAUUCAAGAAGCAACUCAGAGGGCAUAUGAUGACUCAAUUGCUGCGGAACUGAAACAAAAUGACAAGAUCCUCUGCAUGCUUGAUGAACGACAGAAAAGAGACACUAAAAUUCUAAACAAAGCUAUCAAUGAAUUUCACCAAAAUUAUCAGCAGCCAGAAACACGGCGUGAAUUUGACUUGUCUGACCCGCAAGCUCUAAAGAAAGAUAUUCCUGCUCGUCUCGCAGACAGUGACCCGCGAUGUACUGUAUCUGGCUUGCAGAAGUUCAUGGGAGAAGAUUUAAACAGUGAGAAUAGGUGGAAAUUCCAGAAGGAGCAGACAAGAGAAUGGAUUUUGCAACAACAAAAUGACUGGCAGAAUGCACUAGCAGAUAAAAAAAUUGCAGAUGAUCUCCAUGACAAACACAGACUGGAACUUGAUCAAAAAGCUAUGAACCUUCAAAGAAUAGAUGAAGAAGCAAGACGAGCCAUUUGUGUCACUACUAACGAAUUUAAUAAAGCUCUGGCUGCUGAAACUGCAGAAAGAAGACGACUAGAAAAGCGGCAAGAAGAAGAAGAUAAUGUAGCUGAGAUUUCAAAUCUGCUUAGAGGAGACCUGCUCUCUGAAAACCCCCAGCAAGCUGUCAGCUCUUUUCCAGGUCGAGUGAUAACAGAUCGAUGGAAAGGAAUGAGCCAAGAUCAACUGAAAGAAAUACGUGACAUUCAGAUGCAACAAGUUCUGGAAAAGCUGAGGUUGGAGGAAGAAAAAAGGCAAAGAAGUGCGGAAUGGGACAGAAAGCGCAUUCAGGAAGCUAGGGCAGAAUUACUUUUUGAACGACAGCAGCAACGUCAGAGUCGAGAGCUUCGGAGAGCAUUAGAUAAUCUUAAUGCACAACUCUCCCAGGAACAGAAAGCAAGGAGAACGUAUCUUGAUGAAGAUGUGUAUUCAAAUUUUCCUUCUGGCCAGUAUUACACACAGUUUAACACCAAUAGCCGGUAAAGCUUGAGUCAAUAUUCUCUGUCAGAUAUAUCCAAAAUGUUUGUAUUUAGAAGAAUUUAUCACAGCUUUCUUAAAAACCUUAAUAAAACAGCAGCAAUACUGGUUUUUCUGACAUGGUUAAUAUGAAACUAAGGAUGCAGACUUUACACAGGAAAAACAAUGAAUAGGACAUACAGAGGUGGUAGAGUCUAAAAGGAAAUCUUAAUUUAAUAAUAAAG